Messenger RNA from Astyanax mexicanus (Mexican tetra), 7596 nucleotides. RefSeq names its product ST6 beta-galactosamide alpha-2,6-sialyltranferase 1 (gene st6gal1). NCBI's taxonomy places the organism in Eukaryota, Metazoa, Chordata, Actinopteri, Characiformes, Acestrorhamphidae. The transcript is spliced from 8 exons. Gene Ontology annotation, molecular function: sialyltransferase activity. The coding region runs from base 432 to 1925 and encodes 497 amino acids. The record is from RefSeq and is a predicted model, not a curated record.
CACACACACACUACUGCAGACAACCCGCAGCAGCAGUCUGGUGCUUGUGUUCGCUCAGUCUGCCAAUCAGACUCAGACGGAGCGGAGGUAAAUAAAUAUGGCGGAAAUUUACAGCGCAUAAUAAUCCGCAAAUAAUACAUGUAGAGGAAUAACGGGAAGCAUGGCGGCGCGAGGAAAGCAGGAUGUGAGCGUCGUGCAACGUUUUUUUUAAUGUUGUUGUGAAAGGGCUGGAGCUUUGCGCAGAAUAAUGAACGAGCCUUUCUUCUGUAUUAAUAAUAAUAAUCACUGGAUUGACUGGAUAAUAGCCUACUUCUGUAAUAGUCACUGAUAGAAAAAAAGCCUUGCUAAAUGUAAUAUGGAGACAAAAGCAUCUAGGACGUUGAUGGGAGCAAAGUAGUUUAUAUUCCACCUUAAAACGACGUCAGAAGAACAUGGGCUAUAAGAUCCCAGGCGCUGCAAUGGAUCGUGUGAGCCUGCUUUGGCGGCUGCGGCGUCGAGCCCGCCGAGGAGCUUUGUGCAUGGCACUGUUUUGCAUGACCAUGGCUGUGUUGUAUACACUGUGUGCUGAAAACAGUGUACCAGUAACUGAUGCCAUCUUUGGAGUGAGGGCACGGACUCGAGCACAGCCCAGAGCCCACUCCAUUGUAAAGGUACUGCGAGGAGCAGGAGCUAAACCUAUGUACGUGGACCCCCAAAAACUCCCAGGCGUCAUCCCAGGAGACCCUCAGAAGCCCAUCCCUGUCCUGUCUUCCUCCACGCACUCUCUCGAGAGCAGUCACAAGGAGCACAGCUUCAGGAGCAGAGACAGGGAGCCACACGGCCUGCUCUCCUGGCUCGUAGGCAGACCCCUAAGAAGAGCCCUUGAGACCAUCCUUGGGGGCAGAAGAAAAUCAGACUCUCUCCAAAAAGGGGAUGCAGAGCUGUUUGGAACGCAUGGAGCUCUAGGGGAGAUAUGGGAUGAUGAAAUGUCCAGUACUAUGCUCGGGAAAAGGCUGAAGAAGGUGGUACAAAACUAUCAGGCAAUGAACAAAUACGGAGUGAAGUUCUCUGGUUCAGAAGGUGCAACAAGACGGCGCAAACUUAGUGGCCCGGAGCUCCUCUGCCAACUCAAAGACAUGGUGCACAUUACUACAUUAACACCAGAUAUGGAGCCAUUUGCUGGAUUUCCCUGGGCCUCCCAACUGCCUCCCCAACCCCUGAGCUCUGAUCUCGGUCCAUUUAAAACAUGCGCAGUUGUGUCAUCUGCAGGCUCUCUGCGAAAUUCCGGAUUAGGGAAAGAAAUAGAUUCCCAUGAUGCAGUGGUAAGAUUCAAUGCUGCACCCACUGCAGGCUUUGAGAAAGAUGUGGGCUCUAAAACUACAGUGCGCCUGAUCAACUCACAGGUGAUGGCUUCUGAAGAUCAUCAUUUCCUCUCAAGUUCUUUAUACAGUAUUGGGACUUUAGUAGCCUGGGAUCCUGCACCGUACUCGUCAGAUCUUAACGAGUGGUACAACAAGACAGAUUACCCAAUAUUUAAACAAUAUCAGCGCUACCGACGGCUACACCCCCAGCAGCCUUUUUAUAUCCUACAUCCCAGUGUAGAGUGGCAGCUGUGGAAGCGGAUACAAGACAACAUGGCUGAGCCUAUCCAGAAGAACCCACCAUCUUCAGGCCUGUUAGGCACAGUACUGAUGAUGUCACUAUGUGAUGUGGUCCAUGUGUACGAAUUCCUGCCGUCCCGACGCAAAACCGAGCUCUGCCACUACUACCAGCGCUUCAGCGACGCAGCCUGCACCCUGGGUGCCUACCACCCGUUGCUCUACGAGAAGAACCUGGUGAAGAGGAUGAACCAGGGUUCAGACCGAGACAUCUACACACACGGCAGAGUCACGCUGCCUGGAUUCAGCACCUAUAACUGCACCGCAUCCAUACUUUCAAAGCCCUAGAACUGAGGACCACAUUUACUGAACCUAGCAUCCAGAAUGUACCUGUAUUAUUAAUGCAUGAUUCAUUGUAUAAUCACAACAGCUCAUUCCGAACAAGUGGACCUACACCUUCUCUCAAAACGUCGACCGAACGCGUGUAGAUCUUAAGUAUUUUAAUCAUUAGCGAGCUGUUCAUAAAAUUCCAAGAAGAAGAACAAACCUGAUGACCAUCAUUUGUUUACCUGCUCCAGUCCACAAAAGUGUAACCUUAUCUAAUCUUCUCCUUGACCAAGUAAGUGCUAAUCAGCCCUAACACACUGACACCCACUCCUCUACUUCUUAGAGUUAUACAAGUAUUUGAAUAAGUACAUUAUGAUAAAUGUAAGCAGUGCAGUGUUUAUGGCUGCAGUAGAAAUCCUUUUAAUGCAAGUGCCAAUUCUUUAAUUUUUUGAAAAGCUUUUAAACUGCUUUUACUAAGUAGUAGUAUGGGUGAACCUAACUAUUUUAAAGUGUUUUAAAUCUGUCUCUAUAUAUUUAGCAACCAACAAACAGACCCGACAAUCACACACACACACAGUUCACAACAGCUAAAAAUCUGUACACCGCCUACAGUUUUACAGAAUUACAAAUGCAAAGCACUGAAAAUGAAUAUACUUAAGCCUCACUGCCACUCCCUAGAACAACCUGACUCUAAUCUGACUUUAAACAUAAAAGAUUUGAUUUUUUUAUUAUUAUUUAUUUACAAUUAUUUAUUUUGCAUAAAGAUAUUGUAAGUAAUAUGGCAUAAACAAAUACACACACAGACACACACACACAUCAACACAUACACAGCUACAGUAUGAUGUCUCUUUAAAGGGAAAUUCCACUGAAAUCCUGCAGGUUUUUGUUCAUCAAUAUACACAGAAAUAUGAUCUAUUAAACGUAGCAAAACUCAAGGUUGAUGAUACAGAACAUAACAAAACACAAACUUACCUAAUCUAGAACAUAAAACCAGACACGGACUGUUCUGUCAUGCAAGACACUGUUACACCCACACGUCGCUGCCGCAAGGUUUUCUGUUUUGAGUCAGCUUUAAUGCAAAUCUUUACAAUCUACUGCUAUACAGUGUGGUGUUUAGCUCUUGGAUGUUUAGGCUAAACUUAGGAACACAAGUUUUAAUUUUUCUUAUUCUUCCACUUCUUAAAUUAUUUUGUUACCCUGCAAAAACAGGUCAUGCAAACCAAAUCAUGAGUCAAUAGUUAGUGGUCCCUCCCACUGCUUAGGCAAGCAAACUGCCUGUUUGUCUGGUUGGUGAUACUAUAGCAUGAAGUCAUGAAGCAUCUGUAUCACCAAUUUGGCUUUGCUUGUCUUUCCUUUUAUUUUAGUAGACAGCUCUGGGAAAAAAUAAGAGACCACUUCAGUUUCUCUAAUUUUGCUAUUUAUAGUUAUAUUUAUGAGUAAAAUAAACAUUGUUGUUUCAUUUUAUAAACUACAGACAACAUUCAAAUAAAAAUAUUGUCCUUUAGAGCAUUUAUUUGCAGAAAAUGAGAAAUGGUUGAAAUAAAAAAAAAAGACAGAGCUUUCAGACCUCAAAUAAUGCAAAAAAAAACCAAGUUCAUAUUCUUAAUGUUUUAAGAGUUCAGAAAUCAAUAUUUGGUGGAAUAACCCUGGUUUUUAAUCACAGUUUUCAUGCAGCUUGGCAUGUUCUCCUCCACCAGUCUUUCACACUGCUUUUGGAUAACUUUAUGCCACUCCUGAUGCAAAAAUUCAAGCAGUUCAUUUUGGUUUGAUGGCUUGUGAUCAUCCAUCUUCCUCUUGAUUAUAUUCCAGAGGUUUUCAAAGAAAGUCAAAGAAACUCUUAAUUUUUGAGAGGUCUCUUAUUUGUUCCAGAGCUGGGUAUAUAUAUAUCAGUAGAUCAGUAGAUGCUGAAGUCCAUAAUGCUCAGAGUUCUCUCACCUUCCACAGAGUCAAACUGUAAAAAACUUCAUGUAGCUUCAGAUUAGCUCAAGAACAGUAGUGUAGACUAACAGAGUGUAAAAAGCUUUAUAGAAUAGGUUUUCAUGGCUGAGAAGCUCAAUUUAAGCCUUGCAGUGCAGACAAGGUGAUACAAGGUUUCACAGUACAGUGUAUAUUUAUAUAGUUAUUUCUAUGCAGAGCACUAGAAAAAAAUAUUAAUUUAUUCUAUCAGUGUUGUUAUUAACAGUUCAUUUUAUAGCUAUAGACUCUCUUACAUGUGUCCUUUGCUGCUGUCUUGGUUUUAAAUAAGGAUUGAUCACUCCUUUUCAUGUUUCCCUGUGGUCUGUGCAGCAUUUCACAGUGGAAUUAUGUCAUAUUAGAAGGGGUAGAUUUUUACAUAUGCAUUAUAUACAAACUCAACAUCAUUUGUUUUGCAUUUGACUAUUAACUGGCUAACUGACUAUAUAAAGUGACUAAAAAGGGAGUAAUGUUCCUCAUAUUAUAAAAACAUUGUUAAAUUUCACAACUUUUUUUCUCUUUCCUUGCUCUUUUACUAGAAGCACUUGCUUGAUUAUAUCUCUGACAAUCUCAUUAGAGCAGGCAUUGAGAUGUUAAAAAAAUUAGAUGAAAAACGGCAAUAUACAUAAAAAUAUAUGUUAAAACCCCCAUUAGAGACAUUUCAUUCUAACCAUCAGCACAUUAGGAGACCCAUUUUGUAUAUUUUUGGUGGAAUUACCCUUUAACAGGCCACAAAUCAAGGCGAGGUUGUAUUGUAUAUAUGCAUUUGCUCAUUACACUGUGAGGAACUCGCAGGCUUUAUACCAACAAGCGCUGGACACCCAGUGCUGGGACUGUUCAACCCUAUUCUUUAGAGAAUGUUCUUGCAUGCGUAGCUAAAAUUGCACUUUGCCAUACCUUUGAUACAGUUCUGUUCAUUGUGUUGUUCUUCUUAUACAAGUUCAGUGAAAGUGCAUGGAUGUUGUUUCACUGCCUUCGAGAUGCCCUGUGCUCGUCCAUAAUGUUAUACUAAGCCUGAUUACUGCUACUUAUCAUUACUUUUAACUCACGAGGGUUAUCAAAUCCAUGACUGUGUCCACUUAACCACCAUUAACUACAUCCUCAUUAACUUACUUCAGCAAUUUUAGAAUAGUCUAGUGUCUAAUCUAUAAAACAUGCAAAUUGUUAUGUUUAGUUUUUCGUUCCUAAUUUAUGCUAGAAAAUUAACUUGACUUAAAUUUGGACUAUGCACAUUUCAUUAGCAUUUAUAAAAAUGAAACCACUAUAUUUUAAUAUGAUUCAAGUAACUUUAUAUAUAAGGACAUUAUUUUCUCAGAUUUCUGUGUAGUCUGUGACUUUUUCCUGCAUGCCAAAUUAUGCCAAAUUAUUUUAAUAUUCAUUAUCUCAGCAGCCUCUGUAGACAUUCAGAUACCAAAGUUCAUAAAAAAAAUAUUUUUCUAUAGGUUUCUUUUCUGAUUUGACCGAAUUCAAAUUUGGAAGAUCCACAUAAUAAUAUAUUAAUUAAAAAACAACAGGUUUAAACUGCUGAUAGUUUAGUAGUAGAUGUAAAUGUACGCUCUUGUCUUCCACAUCACAUUUCACUUCGACUGUGUCUAGAAGAUUGCCUGGGAGCAGAUAUGACAAGAUGUUCAUUAUAAUGUGGACAUAAGGCCAGGCUUAAUUAUACACUGGUAGCAUUAUUUUCUCCUUUACUCAGGAAAGGGGCAAAAUGAAGUUUGAAGAUUGUGGCAAAACAUCUGAACUCUGGCUAAAUAUUCUAUUUUGGUCCAUCUGUAACAUUAGCUUUGAUGUAUUCUUUCUUUAAAAUAGCAGUGAUCUACUUGUGUUAAAAUGAUUAAAAAGCAAUACCAAAUGGCUAAGCAACAUGGUUCAGAUAAAUACCAGUUUUAGUGUGAUUUAAAGCCUGAAAAAUAUUAUUUAAAAAUGAUUUAUUAACCCCAGAUGCUGCGUGAAUAUGUGUGUAUAUAUGCACUGAUUUGUAUAAAGGUUUUACCAAACAUGAAAAAAGGGAGAUUUUAAUAUAUAGGAGAAAGGUGCAUGUUAUUUAAACACCUAUAAUCCAGUACAUAAAACCUUUUUCUACUAUCCAAAAAAUGAGUGUAUUAAUCUUGUAAAAAUAUCUAUCCAGUCCGUUUAAAAGUUCACACAUAAUGAUGUUAUGGGAAAGCUAGAACAUUAUCAGAAGCAUGAUCUCCUUUAAUCUGUUAAAUAACUUUAACAAUUAGUUAGAUUUUCAAACUGAAUAAGCUUGGGCAAGGCCUGUCACAAUGAUUGUCCCAGAAAUAAUUGCGAUAAUCGAUAUUAUUGUAAAUUUAAGAUUUAAUCAAGCAUUUAAUGCCAGGGAUACAUUAAAUAUGAUAACAUAAUAGCAUAAUAAUGCAAAUACAGAGUUUUAAAGGACGGUGAACAUUUAUUUAAAAAUAAUUUAGGAGGGUUGGAGUUCCACAGUUUUGCAGUGAUUGUAUCUAAAAAACACAAUGAACGCACAAUGCAGCCUAUUUGACAUAGAAUACCCAUAGUUCAUCAUGUUUCUUGUUUUGUUUGAAGAUCUGAAUGCAAAAUCAUAAGGAAGAACCAUGUUCAGUUUUAUGAACAUUAAUGCAGUGCCCUCUGCUGUCACACAGCAAUAAGCUCAGAAAAUCAGUGUCUGAGUUCAUUCACUGCCUUGUAGAAUUCUGUCCCCUAUUAUACCAUUUCAAUGUGAUCUUGUGAUCUAAAUUUUCACACAUAGGGGAUAAUAAACAUGGUAUAGUUUUGGACACAGCUUGAAAAUUCACGAUCAAUAUAAACAAAUAUGAUAUUUAAAUUAACAUAAUGAUUUCUGCAUUAGAAUUAAAAUGAUUUUGUUGUUUCUUGUUUUGUUGUAGAUAGUUAGCUUAACCUGAACAACAUUUUUUAUUUUACGCUAAAUUAGCAAGAUAAUGCUGCACAUUAUAAAAUCCAGCUAGAGUUGAGAAAAUGUUUUUCAGUGAUACUAACAGCUGUAUGAAGCUGCAUGAAUUUAUAUUCAGUUUAUAAAAGGGUAUUCUGAUUUUAAUAUUGAAUUAAAGAAAAGUAACAAUAUGCAAUAAGUGAACCAAAAUUAAAACCAUCAUUGGUUUUAAAAUUGAGUAAAGGACUUAUUUUUUGAAGGGGUCGUGAUUUUUUGGGUCAUAUUUUACCAGAGGGUGGGGUGAGUCCUGAAAAGGCAAUUUAACCUUAAACUUAUAUUUAUCUGAGCCAAUCUAACCUGUCUAGUAUGUAUGUAUUAGAGCUCGGUUUUAACAUGUAAAAUAUUGUGAGAAAAAAAAUGUGAAUCUCAGCCACAGAUUUAGAAUCUAUAUUAGACUUGUGAAUAUUUACCGCUCUGCUAAUACCAGAUCAUUGUUACUGAAUUGGUUAGAAACACUUUGUAGAUUAUGUUUACCAGGGCAGCAAUCACACUGCUACCAAGACUUGAUUAACAGAACAUUCUUUUGUUAUAUAAGUUUUAUAUCAUGGUGUCAUAUUCUCAUUACUGCCACAAUACUGCCAUUUCAUCAGUUUCACAAUCAGACUUUCACAGUCAUGAUGGCACAGGAGCACACAACACAGUCAACAUUCCAAGCUUUCUGUCCUUGUCUAGUGCAAGCUAAUAUUUCUGAACCACUUUUUGGCCAAAAAAUGUUGUUUUCUUGCCAGUAGGCACAACAGUUCACUCAUCAUUGUAUAAUAAAACCAGUACUGUGUGUGUCCAGAUAAAUAAACUAUACAGAACGGA